Salvia hispanica is the source of this 1809-nucleotide messenger RNA. Its product is annotated as xyloglucan galactosyltransferase XLT2. NCBI's taxonomy places the organism in Eukaryota, Viridiplantae, Streptophyta, Magnoliopsida, Lamiales, Lamiaceae. Gene Ontology annotation, molecular function: galactosyltransferase activity. The record is from RefSeq and is a predicted model, not a curated record. Gene Ontology annotation, biological process: xyloglucan biosynthetic process.
ACACAACAUUUGGUCAUCCCAAAUCAUACUCACUACUCACUACCUUCAUUUUGUGCAUCUAAGAAAAAUCCAUUUUCCCUCUCCGCCGCAACCGACACCCCUCCGCCCCCUCAUCAAAUGCUUCCCGCCACCGAUUCACCUCCCUUCAACUCAAAACCCAAAACCCCCGACAUUUUAGACCGCAAAGCCUCCUCCUACCUCGCCUCCCUCAAACCUUACCUCUCCCUCCACCACCGCCGCACAUGGUUCUUCCUCGCCGUCCUCCUCCUCCAGCUCCUCCUCCUCCUCUCCGCACCCUCCCUCCCCUUCUCCCUCUCCCCCUCCACCCCCGCCCUCAACUCCACUUCCACCCUCACCGACACACUCCUUAAUUCCCCUCCGCCGACCUGCCCGCACGGCAAACUCUACGUCUACGACCUCCCGCCGCAAUUCAACACCCAAAUCGUCAAAAACUGCGACCAGAUAAACCCCUGGUCCUCCCGCUGCGAUGCCCUCUCCAAUUCCGGCUUCGGCAAGUCCGCCGCCGCCGUGAUCUCCAAAAUCGCGCCGCCAGACGCGAGCUCCGCCUGGUUCUGGACCGACCAAUUCUCCCUGGAGCUCAUCUACCACCGCCGGAUGCUCAAUUACCGCUGCCGAACAUCCGAUCCCCAAUCCGCCACCGCCUUCUACAUCCCCUUCUACCUCGGCCUCGCAAUCGAGAAGUCCAUCUUCAACAAAACCUCCACCGAGGCGGAUCGCGACCACCACUGCAAGAUGCUGCUCAAUUGGACCUCCGAUCAGCCCCUUUUCCAGAGAUCCGGCGGCUGGGACCACUUCAUCACCCUCGGCCGCAUCUCCUGGGACUUCCGCCGCUCGCUCAUCAGCGACUGGGGCUCCAGCUGCUUCUACAUGCCGCAGAUGCGUAACAUCACGCGCCUCCUCAUCGAGGCCAACCCCUGGGACUACUUCGACGUCGCCGUCCCCUACCCCACCGGCUUCCACCCCGCCUCCACCGCCGACGUCCGCUCCUGGCAGGACUUCGUCCGGAGCCGCAACCGCAGCUUUUCCUUCUCCUUCGCCGGAGCCACGCGCGGCUACAUAAAGAACGACUUCCGCGGCGUCCUCCUCAACCAGUGCUACGCCGAGCCGGCCUCCUGCCGCGUCGUCGACUGCAGCGGCUCUAAGUGCUCCAACGGGAGCUCGGCUAUCUUAGAGGCCUUCCUCGACUCGGAUUUCUGUCUCCAGCCGAGGGGGGAUAGCUUCACCCGCCGGUCUAUUUUCGAUUGCAUGCUAGCCGGUUCGAUACCGGUUUUUUUCUGGUACCGAACCGCCUACUUGCAGUACAAAUGGUUCUUCCCGGGUGAGCGGGAAAGUUACUCGGUUUUUAUUCACCGAAAUGAGGUAAAAAAUGGGACAACGAUCAUCUCGGUUCUUAAUAAGAUUAGUAAGGAAAGAGUGAAGGAAAUGAGGGAAAAGGUGAUUGAAUAUAUUCCGAAAAUUGUAUAUGCCAAUAAUAAUAAAGGAUUGGAGGGCAUGAGUGAUGCAUUUGAUGUGGCUGUGGAAGGGUUUUUGAGCAGAGUCAAGGAGCAAGAUCAAGGCUACAAAUGGAAAUGAAGGGGAGGUAUUUAUUUUUUGUUACAGAAUUGCAAUGAUUUUUGGUACUUCUACAUUACUAUACUCUUACUCACUCUAGAUUAGAGGGAAUUUCGAACUUUGAGGGGUGUUAUUUUCUGGAGUUUAUUCUAUUGUAUAUAGGGGUAAUAUUUUUUGUAUCACUACAUAAUGAUACGAUUAUAUUUAGAAUAAAGAUGCAUCAUGGAAUUAUUUAUA